Messenger RNA from Rana temporaria (common frog), 2190 nucleotides. It is a transcript of the gene MARCHF3, whose product is annotated as membrane associated ring-CH-type finger 3. Gene Ontology annotation, biological process: protein ubiquitination. NCBI's taxonomy places the organism in Eukaryota, Metazoa, Chordata, Amphibia, Anura, Ranidae. The record is from RefSeq and is a predicted model, not a curated record. The coding region runs from base 332 to 1099 and encodes 255 amino acids. The transcript has 6 exons. Gene Ontology annotation, molecular function: ubiquitin-protein transferase activity; zinc ion binding.
AGCAGGUCAAUGAAUUGACAGAGCCCAGAGCUCAGGCAGCUGUGAGAGCUGGAAGUCAGAGUAGAGGAUCUGCUGCUGCAUUCUUCUAGUGGGAGAUCUGAUCUUUGGAGGACCCUGGGAGGGAAAGCAUCACAUCCUGCACUGUAUAUGUGGCCCUGAACAUUUACUAUGGUAGCUGCCCAAGGAACAUUGUUACUCUAGGACUGGAAGAAAAAAUGGAGAUUGAAGAAAAGACGUAGGAACAAAGAAUAGCUCUGGAACAAGUAGAACAGCAGAUGGAAAUACAGUACGUAUACGGAAGCUAUUAGCACUAUAAUUGCUGUCUGUCACUAUGACAACAAGCCGCUGCAGUCACCUGCCUGAGGUCUUACCAGACUGCACUAGCUCAGCACCCUCUGGAAAGACAGUGGAAGAUUGUAGCAGUCUUGUGAAUGGACAGCCACAGUAUGUCAUGCAAGUUUCAGCAAAAGACGGUCAGCUGCUGUCUACAGUAGUACGGACUCUGACCACACAGAGCACUUUCAAUGACCGGCCAAUGUGCAGAAUAUGCCAUGAAGGAAGUAACCAAGAAGAUCUUCUUUCUCCAUGUGAAUGUACUGGAACAUUAGGGACAAUACACCGCAGCUGCCUGGAGCACUGGCUUUCAUCAUCCAACACCAGCUACUGUGAACUCUGUCACUUCAGGUUCUCUGUGGAACGCAAGCCUAGACCUUUAGUGGAGUGGUUACGGAAUCCUGGCCCCCAACAUGAGAAGAGAACGUUGUUUGGAGACAUGGUUUGCUUCCUGUUCAUAACCCCACUUGCCACCAUCUCUGGGUGGUUGUGUCUUAGAGGAGCCGUGGAUCAUCUGCACUUCAGUAGCCGACUAGAAGCAGUUGGACUUAUUGCACUCACAGUUGCACUCUUUACAAUUUACCUCUUUUGGACACUUGUGAGUAUUGUGUCAUUUAGAUACCACUGUAGAUUAUACAAUGAAUGGCGUCGGACCAAUCAGAGGGUUAUUCUGGUGAUCCCAAAAUCGAUCAAUUUACCUUCCAAUCAGCAGUCGUUGCUGGGCCUGCACUCUCUCAAACGGAAUUCUAAAGAGACCAUAGUGUGACAGUGACUUAAGAGGGACUUGUCUAGCAGCCACACACACUGUAGCACUAUAAAUCUCCCUCUCUUUUCUCACUUGGACUUCAUUCAGAGACUGUUAACCCCUAACUUGGACAUCUUCAUUUCUUGGAGCAACAGAAUCCAGUUUUAAUUUAAAAUGAUGAAUGCUGCAAUUAUGUAUUUGCUAACUUGCCAAACUUGUUUAUUUAGCCGGUGGCAUCUUGCAUACAAGUCGCUAAUACAGCAGCCAUUAACCUCCUAUUUUGUUAUAUUAUGACAUUAAAAUUGACAAUACGCAAUUGUAUUUUUUUUUUUUUAAGUCCUCCUUAUUGCAGUUUAAGGCACGAUGUAAUGAUUACCUAUCUCUUCAUAACAAUGGAGGCAGUCAUUUAAGAAAUUAAACUAAUAAUCACGCCAAUGUUAUAUGUCAUAUUAAUAAGAACAAAUGACAUAAUGAUAGCAUGGGGUGUUUUCAGUGUCAUACCUCAUCAAUGUCACUUUGUGCGUACAAAAGAGCUGUCUCCAUUUUUUUUUAUAAAAGGCAGGUAAACAUUACAAAUGUUAAAGUGAAGGCGUAGAAUUUAGCACAAUAUUUUUCUCCAGUGAUGUACUUUUCUUGAAAUUAUAUUAUGCAGCCAUUUUUAUUUUUAUUUUUCUUCUGUUUUCAACACAUUUUGUAUAAAUAUAUUUAUGGUUUCUAAGCUAUUUUUUUAAAACAAGUAUUUUUUCCAAGCCUGGCAUUUACAGGAUCGAUACGCCAAGAGGAUGUACCUGAUUGUAACACUGAAUAAUGUCAGCUCCGUCUACACAUUACAUGAUGGUGGUGCUGAAAGCGAGGAUCUUGCUUCUGAUCGGAUGGCGUUCAGCAUAAGCUUUUGUUCCUACAAGACGCAGAGAGACAUUCUUAGCCUGAAGUCCACCCAUUUAACCCUUUCACUACUGGAAUAUUUUAAAUAUGCCAUUAGACUUCAACGGGAGAUGGCUAGCAGAGGAAAUAAACUUCAAUAAUUUUUAAACAAUUUCACAUAUACCUUAUGAGUUAUUAUAAAAUUAUAAAAUUGUGCAUUAUUUAAGUAAUAAAUACUAUAAAUUCUU